This is a messenger RNA of Chrysemys picta bellii (western painted turtle), 5247 nucleotides long. RefSeq names its product homer scaffold protein 3 (gene HOMER3). The record is from RefSeq and is a predicted model, not a curated record. Gene Ontology annotation, cellular component: cytoplasm; postsynaptic density; dendrite. Gene Ontology annotation, molecular function: G protein-coupled glutamate receptor binding. Gene Ontology annotation, biological process: regulation of store-operated calcium entry; G protein-coupled glutamate receptor signaling pathway. NCBI's taxonomy places the organism in Eukaryota, Metazoa, Chordata, Testudines, Emydidae.
AUGGUGCCUCUGAGCCAGAUGGAACCCAUUGGAAAUAAAGUGAGGAGAAAGAAAAGAGAAAUGUGAUGAGAUGGGGCAGUUGGCAGAGGAAGGAAGCAGAUAAAAAAAAUGAGAGAGAGAACAAAGAAAUCGCGACCAAGACGAACAAACUGUGGAGGCAGCUUCACUUUGGGGGCUGUGGAAAGAACUUCCAGGGUAUCUCAGUCGCUGGAAUAACAGGGAGCAGGCUGCACUGCUGCAAAGGGUUUGCAAAAGGAGCAAAUAAUCUUGUGGCUGCUGCCCAUGCUGAAGGGAAAAAGGGAUCCUGUGAGCAAGAGCGAGGAGGAAACUGCCUGCCGGAGACUGCAACCUUUCAGUAGCAAAGUGUGCUCCAAAGUUCCCUCCAGGAUCCCCUGGGCUGCAGCUCUUGGUGGGGAGAACCCCCACCCGGGAAGGUUGCCCUAGCUCUCACCCCCUGCCCCUCCCACGCAUGCUUUGGGAUUAUAGGUCAUUUUUGAACAAACAACAAAACUAGCGGAUUUCAGAGUGAAAUUCCGGAGGAAAUUUAAAGAGCAUCCGGAUCCGGAGAAAGAGAGAGAGAGAAAGAGGAAGGAAAAAAUAAAUAAAAACGUGGAGUGAAUCUAAGGCAACCAAAGAAGGGACGAGGAGAAAGAAACUGACACUGACGUGGAGAUGGGGAAAUGAAUCACUGAGGAGGCCAAACCAAGAUCUAGGAAGCUGCUGGAAGACUGAUGCAUACUAACUUCACUACCUAAUAGUCUGUCCAACCGUUACUAACCAAUGUCAACAACUAGGGAGCAGCCGAUCUUCAGCACUCGAGCCCACGUUUUUCAGAUCGACCCGGCCACGAAGCGGAACUGGAUCCCUGCCAGCAAACAUGCCCUGACCGUCUCCUACUUCUACGAUGCCACGCGCAACGUGUACCGGAUCAUCAGCGUGGGAGGCACCAAGGCCAUCAUCAACAGUACCAUCACCCCCAACAUGACCUUCACAAAAACCUCCCAGAAGUUCGGACAAUGGGCGGACAGCCGAGCCAACACAGUAUACGGGCUGGGCUUUGCCUCAGAGCAGCACCUCUCCCAGUUUGCGGAGAAGUUCCAGGAGGUGAAAGAAGCAGCCCGUUUGGCGAGGGAAAAAUCGCAGGAUAAAACGGAGCUGACCAAUCCAGCCCUGAACAUCACGUCUCACCAGGUGCUGCCAAGCACUGUCAUCAGCUCCAAUGGGCCAGGAGACGAUAAGCUGUUCCGGAGCCAGAGCGCCGACGUCGAGAUAACAACGGAGAAGGAGCGGCUGAAGAAGAUGCUCUCCGAAGGCUCAGUGCCCGAGGUCCAGUGGGAAGCUGAAUUCUUCACCCUCCAGGACAACAACAACAAGCUGGUGGCUGCCCUGCAGGAAGCCAACGCCAGCGUGGAGCAGUGGAAGAAGCAGCUGGCCGCGUACCAGGAGGAGACAGAGACGCUGCGGCUGCGGGUGGCUGAACUGGAGCUGCAGAAAGCCCACGAUUCCUCCAGCGAGGGCAGCAAGGAGGAGCUGAACCAGACGCUGGAGGAGCUGGAGCUGUUGAUCAAGGCUAAAGACGAGGAAAUUCAGCAGCUGAAGAGGCAGAAGAGUGGCCAGUGGGAGGCGGAGGGGGAGCGCGAGGAAAUGCUGCGGAAGCUGCAGGAGCUGGAGGGACGCAACGCGGAGCUGGAGCGACGUUUGCACGUGGCUGAGCAAACACUGGCCGAGCAGCUGGCCGAGAGGGAGAAGAUGCAGGGCGAAGUCACCAAGGUGGGCGAGCUAAUGGAUGUGAAGAUAUUUGAGCUCAGCGAGCUCCGGCAGGGACUUGCCAAGCUGGUGGAAAGCAACUGAGCAGCCCUGGCCACAGAGACGCCUUCCAGGAGGGGCAGAGCCCGGCUGAGGCCGGUUACAAACUGCAGCAGGAAUUGGGACCUGGGCGGGGUCCAGCCACAAACCAGCAGAUGGCUGCAACGGACUGUGGAGACUGGCCAGAGACGCCUGAUGUGCAUUGAGGGCAGACAUGGAGCCCGUGGGCAGCUGAACUCGGGGGGUUUCCGCCCAAGGAGUGUCCAUGAGUCACGUCCAGGCCUCUCUGGAUCCUGACCAGCGUCGGCGUGGCCCGCGGGUGGCAGGGUCUCCAUGCUGCUCAGUGACGCUGUUCUCCUGGCCUCACUCACUAACGCAUUUCCCUGACAUUUUUACAGAAGGAAACACUCCUUUUCUAGGGAUGGGGCUCACCUGCCCGCCCAUUUUUCAGUAGUUUUUCUAGGGAACCGCUUGCUUCUUGUGAACCAAACUGCCUGGCUCCAGGAAGAGACGACCCAUCGCACCACGGGUGGUAGCUGCUCCUUCUCCCCCUUCCCCACCGUACUCACAUCCCAUCUUUUCAAUAGACUCUGAUCACCAUUUAUUCACGGUCAGGGGCUUCCAGAACCCCCAUGGGCAGAGACAGCUCCUCACCUGGCCCCAUUCCCUUGUGGCUGCCCAGUCCCAGCCUCCAGAGGGGAAGAAGUUGCAGGAUUUCACGACGUUUUCUAUUUGAAGGCAGUGGGUUUUCUUACUUCUCAAAGCUGCUUUAAGCUGGGAGGAGCAGGCAGUGCUGGGGAGGGGAUAGCUUGGGGGGUGACCGGCCAGCCAUGGAGCUGACAUCUGUCCAGGCUCCAAGGGCUGCCGCUCACCUGAGUUAAAUGCAGCAAAUCCCAGUAGCUCUUGUUGCCUCUUGGGAAGCGCCGUCCAGGGAGACAGCAGGCCCCAUGAGCCGCAUGGCCUCUGGAGGGUGCAGGCCCCCAUGCUAUGCUCCACCUUGAGCUGCACGGCUGGAUGCAGCUAGGGCGUUGGCUGUUUGGAGCGCGUUGGGCCUGGGCUCCCUAGGGGCUGUGGGACGUUUGUGGGUCCUUAUGGGUGUUGUCGAGUAAUGUAAAUCCAACAAGGCCUGUAGGGAGAGGGGCAGUCACACUCCCCCACCCAGGCCCUGUGGAGCCCAGUAGUUGCCUAGUAGCAUGCUUAGCCCGGUGUCUAAUGAGGAAGCAGUGUGUGUAGACGGAGCCGGUCGCCCAGCAGGACCAGGGCCGGGUCUGUUUUUUACUUUUCUCCUUGCUGCCGUAGGUGCAGUGCAGACAGACGUAGUAACUGGAGAAUGUUUCCAGGGAUUGUAGAGACGCUGCAGAAUCUGCCUAAAACUCCAGCAACCCCGGCGGCCGAGUCCUGCCUUCUGCCCACAGGGUCAGACCCUCCGUCUGCGUGUACCUGGGUGAAAAGCGUAACUCACCUGGGGCCGAGCUGCCUCUCGCUCGCGCCCCCGGCCCGAGAGGUGAUUGCUCUGAUUUUCAGUGGAUCUGCCAUUGCCCCGGACCGCCUCAGGACUCCCUGGAACCCCAGCCCCUGCUUACGCCUGGGUAACUGAGCCUAAGGGCAGGAGCAGGCGCCGGGGAGAUCCUGAAGGAGUGGAGCUGUGAUGUCAGGGUUACAGAGCUUGUGUCUAGGUUAGGCCGGCCCCCUCCCUCCCUUUCAAAGCUUAGGAGUUGUGGGGAAAUGUAGAUUUCUGAACCUGCGCAGCCAGGAGAACUUUUUUGCAUGAGCUGCUCCCACGCCUGUGUGGGGGCUAGAACUAGCUGUAGCGUGUGCCGCCCGCAGGGUGUUCUCUGGUGUGUGUGUGUGGGGGGGGGAGGACAAGACUGGCCGGGGUACGUGCAGCACUGUGUUCCCGUUCCGGUGCCAGCUGUGGCCCCUUUGGAAAAUAGAGAUCAGCUGCAGGAAAGGUGCCUUCGCUCUGACUGCUUCGUUGUGGGGCGGCACUGGGUUAAGCAGGCAUCUCCCCUGCAUGUUGUCAGCCAUUCACCCACCCACGGGUCCUGUCUGUGUCUCACGCCACAUGCAAACUACCAGGAGAAGGGGCAUGUUAAAGGGACUGGGUCUGACUUCCCACCACUGUGUCCUCCAUGUCUCCGCCCCCAGCCUCUCACUAUUGUGUGGCCAGUGGCAAGAUGGGAGUUUCCCAGUGAUUGGGGCUCGCUGGACCGGCUUGAGCAACUUCCCAGGCUGAGUCAGCAGGACUGAUUCUGACACAAGCCCCAGCACGGCACUGAGACUGCAGCUCGGCCCGGUUCCCACCUGCCUUCCACACCUGUGCGUUCGCUAGCCCAGACUUGUCGCUGGCGGCAGCACCGUCGUUAGCCUGGGUUUGUAAUGACCCGGUGCCCUUUACACCUCGCAAGCACAGCCCCGGUCGCUCCCGGUGUAACGCCCUCAGCCCUCCAGUCAGGCAGUGACGUUACGACGACGCUGACAGGAGCUCCAGCCUGCACUUGGCCUAGCUUUCCCCGCCAAGCACGGCUCCGGAGCCUUUGUCUCAGGCUCACGCUCCGGCCUACUUCCCUUGGCCGCAGCUGCUUUCCUUCCUUCUGUCCUGUAGAGACACCGCGCCAUGCACCGCGUCUCUGCAUCCAGCUGUGUCACAGGGCACCAGGAUGCUCUGGGCUGGGCAUGGUGAGUCACGGCCGAGGAGCUGCCCGAAGGCAGGAAGGGACAGGCUCUGCCCAGUCUGCCUGCGAGGGGACGGGAGAAUAGAGCCCUAGAACUUGUUGGCUUGCUGAUUUAAAGCCAUGUGCUGUUAAGGCUGGGCCCUGAACCAACCAAAUCCAUUCUGAGAGCUGAGUCCCCCAUUGUCCCCCCCUCCCCCGCAGAAGUCUGAAGCUCUCAGACACCAAGGCUCCAGUUUAAACGACGUGAACAGAAAACCCCUCAAUGAAUUACCCUCAGGGUCCAUGUAAGGACACACCCCACGCGCCUCAACUGCCGGGAGCUGAGGGGGCGCAGCCCCUAGUCAUGACCCAGCAGCAAGACGAUGACAUGAAAGGCAGGCCAAUGCAUGCUGUGAUUGAAUGCUGCCCCUCAAGUGGCUGACAAGGCAGAGGGCAAUGGGCCAGGGUGUGGAGCCCCCCUCCUGGGGUUAGCCAGCUCAUCUCCAUCCGGUUUGGAGGCCUGAGCAGAGUCGGAAGCACGGUGCUUCUCCAGCAUCUCGCUGCCCGGCGAAGGCACCUCUUCUGGUGCUGCACUGCCCAAGAGCGGCUGGCUACACCCAGGGUCCCAGGCACGAGUCCCUGCCAAGCCUGGCUCAGCCCCAGGACUGCCGCAGCAGCCACACCACACUGGGCGAGGCUCCGGGCUGUCACGUGCACCUGCCGUCCAAGGAGUCUACACAAGAACGGCCGUUCCGGGUCAGACCAAAGGUCCAUCCAGCCCAGUAUC